Messenger RNA from Saccostrea echinata, 741 nucleotides. Its product is annotated as putative nuclease HARBI1. Bases 1 to 741 code for a protein of 246 amino acids. The record is from RefSeq and is a predicted model, not a curated record. The transcript is spliced from 3 exons. NCBI's taxonomy places the organism in Eukaryota, Metazoa, Mollusca, Bivalvia, Ostreida, Ostreidae.
AUGGUUGCCCUGAUAGUAUUUUGUGGCAUUCUAAAUGAAGAAAAUGACAAACAGGCUCGUCGGGCGAAGGUUUUCCGAGACAGAACACAGGUCCUCGAUACGAUGACCGAUGUGGAACUUAUCGAGCGGUAUAGAUUCCCGCGGGUUGUCGCACUAGGCCUUGUAAACGAUCUCAAGAAUCUUAUUCAGCCUAAAACUAACAGAUCACACUUAAUGCCCGCACACAUUCAGGUUCUAACGUGUCUCAGAUUUCUAGUGAAAGGUGAUUACCUCUCAGAAGUAGCAGACCUUCACGGCAUUUCUAAAGCGUCGGCAUGUAUGAUCAUUCAUAGAGUAGUAGAUGCUUUAUGCAACACUUUGAAGAACAUAAAUUUUCCUACCUCCAACGGUGAACUGAGAAAGAUCAAAUCCAAGUUUUACAAGAUUGCAGGCUUCCCCAGUGUGGUUGGAGCAAUUGAUGGUACGCAGAUUCCAAUUCAGGGAAUGAGUUUGGAAGAUGAGCCGUUGUAUAUAUGUAGAAAAGGGUACCAUUCAAUCAAUGUGCAGGCUGUUGUUAAUCCCGAUUUAAGGUUUACAAAUGCCGUUUGCAAGUUCCCAGGGGCCACCCACGAUGCUUACAUUUUACAGAGCAGCUCGCUACCAAACCUUGUUUCCUGUCUUGAGGAUGGAGGAUGGCUUGUAGGGGAUUCUGGCUACCCUCUGAAAGAGUGGCAAAAUUAUAAAAUAUAUUUCAUUGUUUAG